AGAAGAUCUCCGUUGCUAGGCGACAAACAUGCUACAAUACUGCGUGUUUGAAAAAGCUGCAUUUUUCACCUCUCGGCUCGCCUUUAAUUUAAAUAUUUCUUCAUUUUUUUGUUUGGUGUUUUAGUCUUUGUCCACAGCCGUCAUUCCCCAGGCAUGCCUCUUCCUGACACAUUCUAUUGUGCCCAACAAAUCAACAUCCCUCCCGAGCUACCGGACAUCCUCAAAAGCUUCACCAAGGCAGCUAUCCGAACACAGCCCAAAGAUCUGCUGCAGUGGUGUUCAGCAUACUUCAAUGCACUGGCCAAAGGGGAGUGUCUUCCAGUAAAGGAGAGGCUGGAGAUGAAUGUUGCCACUCAGAAGACUGACACUGGACUGACUCCAGGUCUACUGAAGAUCCUCCAUAAGCAGUUGUCUCCAAAGAAAAUUUGCAGCAAAGAGGAUGUGCAGCUGAAAUGGAAGGCUUUAUGUCUUCCCAUGGAACAACUGGAGGCUCUGUUGUCGUUGGGCAGCUUUGAUUCGCAAAUCAACUGGAUGGAGUUUUUUGCCUUGGGCUGUAGUGCUCUUGGAGGGACUAUUAUAAGCUCUAUGAAGCAUGCCUGUGAGAUCCUGACAACUGAUGAGGAGGGUGGCCCUUCGAGGAUCCCAUUCGAAACCUUCUCCUAUCUCUACACCUACUUGGCUCAUCUAGAUGGAGACGAACAAGAUGACUACACUGAGAACUUCCUCCACAGCCUGUUGCCACUAGUCAACAAGCAGAACGGCAUGGUUCAAGUUUCCAACUUCUACCCCAGGAGGAAAAUUGUGGUCAUAAAAAUGGCUAUGGAAGACUAAAAGAAGCAACAGAAGAAUGGAAGGGAGUCAUUGUGGUGAAUUAUUAAAAGAACCCAUGAGUA
Gambusia affinis (western mosquitofish) is the source of this 893-nucleotide messenger RNA. RefSeq names its product rhophilin associated tail protein 1-like (gene ropn1l). The record is from RefSeq and is a predicted model, not a curated record. Lineage: Eukaryota; Metazoa; Chordata; Actinopteri; Cyprinodontiformes; Poeciliidae. Bases 154 to 831 code for a protein of 225 amino acids. The transcript is spliced from 6 exons.